Molecule: messenger RNA, 4327 nt
Organism: Falco peregrinus (peregrine falcon)
Lineage: Eukaryota; Metazoa; Chordata; Aves; Falconiformes; Falconidae
Product: zinc finger protein 783-like
Exons: 7
Coding region: 115-2307 (730 amino acids)
Biological process (GO): regulation of DNA-templated transcription
Source: RefSeq, a predicted model, not a curated record
GGGUCCGUGGCCCCGGCCCGCCGCGCCUCCUCCCGGCCGCCAGGGGGCGCCGCAGCGCGGACGAGGCUCCGCCCCUGCAGGCGGUGCUGCUGCAGGGCGCGCGGGCAGGCCGCCAUGUCCCGCCGGGAUCCAGCGCAGGCCCCGCGCCCCCCCACGCAGAAGGCGCCGGCCAUGGGCCCGCAGGCGGCCGCGGGGCAGGAGCUGCGGGAGCUGCGCAGCCGCACGGAGCGGGCCGAGCGGCGGCUGGUGGCCUGCGAGACCCUGCUGGGGGAGCUGGGUAGCAGCCUGGCGGCGCUGGGCGGCCUCCUGCCGCGCUGCGGGCAGCUCCAGCAGCGCCUGGACAACGUGGAGAACCUCCUGAAGAACAGGAACUUUUGGAUCCUGCGGCUGCCCCCCAGCUCCCGGGGCGAGGUGCCCAAGGUACCGCUCACAUUCGAUGAUAUUUCAGUUUACUUCAACGAGCAGGAGUGGGAGAGACUGGACCGCUGGCAGAAGGAUCUGUACAAGGCUGUGAUGCGGGGAAACUACGAGACGCUCAUCUCCCUGGACUAUGCUGUGUCCAAGCCUGACAUCCUCUGCCGGAUCGAGAGGGAUGAAGAGCUCUGCGUCAAAGAUGGUCACACAUCCCCACAGACACAUAGUGGAGAUGGUCAGGAGCCCCCAAAGACACCAGAAGAGAUGGACCAGGUGGAAGAGGCUUUGGGAGAAGAUGAAGUCCCCAUGGAAGAUGACACAGACCACGCUGUGUCCAAGCCUGACGUCCUCUGCCAGAUCAAGAGGGAUGAAGAGCUCUGCGUCAAAGAUGGUCAGACAUCACCGCAGAUGCAUAUUGGAGACGGUCAGAAGCCCCCACAGACACGUACUGGAGCUGGUCAGAAGUCCCUGCAGGCAACCAUCCAGGAUGGUCAGGAGAAGCCACAGACAUGUAUCAGAGGUGGUCAGAAGUCCCCACAGACGAGCAUCCAAGAUGGUCAGGAGAAGCCACAGACACAUGCUGGAGACGGUCAGGAGCCUCCGCAGACACCAGAACAGAUGGACCAGAAGGAAAAGGCUUUAGGACAAGAUAAAGUCUCCAUCAAAGCUCGCACAGAACUCCCCAUCCUGGUGAUGAACAUCAUGUCCCUGAAUGCACAGAAAGAGCAGCUGCACAGUGAAAAUCAGCCCGAGACGGAGAUGGAAGAGGACACAGCUGAGUCCAACACCAAGAAAGGCUUUUUAACGAAAAAUGAAAUGGCAUGUGAAGGGGAUGCUUCUGAAAACGCCAAGGUGAAGGAAGAGAAGCCUGAGGCAUCUUCUCCCAGCCCAGAGGCCCAGAAGUGUCCCAAAGAUGAGCAGACUAAGGCCAAGAGCAAGAAGAAGCCAAGCAGGUGCACAAGCAGCAGCCUGCUGAUGGGCAGCUGUCGGCGUGGCUACGUGCGUGAGUGGUCGCACCCCUGCACUGAGUGUGGGAAGCGUUUCCGUCUGAAGAUCAACCUCAUCAUCCACCAGCGGAACCACGCCAAAGAGGGGCCCUACGAAUGCACCAUGUGCGAGAUCAGCUUCGCGGACAAGCGCCACCUGGACCUUCACCAGAGCAUCCACAUAAAAGACAGGGCCUUUGGGGCCAAGGUCUGGGGGAAUGUCCACCCGGAGCUGAGGAUCCGGCCAAGGGGGAAGUUCUGCGGGGCUUUCUUUGGAGGCACCCACAGCCUGGGCAAUGGGACACACGCUAGGGGGCCCUGGCUGGGCCAGGCCAAGGCGGAGCUGGACAGAGGGAGCCUGUCCAGUGCAUGUCUCCCCCGACAGCAGAGCCCUAAGUCUCACAGGAAGUCUGUGGUGAAAUGCAAUCUUUGCAAAAAGUUUUUCUCUUGCACCUUCAGCCUUCAGCGGCACCUGCAGACCCACUCGGUGGACAGGCCGUAUUGCUGCGCCACUUGCAAGAAGGGCUUCACCCGUAGGACUCACCUCUCACGCCACGAGAAAAUACACGACCGCCAGAGAGCCCUGGCUGCGCUCCAGCAGCCCACGGUGGCACAGCCUGCAACCGUGGUGCUAGCACCCCAGCAGCCCCAACCGCAAGCGGCGCUGAAGGUGUCUGCGAGCGGGCGCGUUCCUCGCUCACCAGCCCCGGCAUCCGAGAAAAAUGUUAGUCCUGCAGCCAAAGCAGUUCCAGCAAAUGUGCUCCUGGUUGCUCCUGCAGAACUCAAGCUGCAGGACAAGAACUGCCACAUCCCCAGCUUGGGUGGGAGACCCAUCCGACCUGUGGUUAGGCAAGGAAGUAGGGCAGCAGUUUCAGGGGUGACAGAAAUGACUAGAGGAAAGAUCUGAACUGUCUCUGUCCCUGGAGAGAAACUGUGAGUGUUGAUCUUGCACGUGGUGGGGCGCUGGAGUUCUGAACUGUCCACUGGAUUUUAGGAGCUUUCCUGAACUGGAGGAGGAAUCAAAAGGUUGGAUACCACACCACAGUGAGCAAAUUACAGAAGCCUCCAGUGAUCCAAAAUGCUUUACCAUUCCACUGACUCUCGUGUCUGCUGGCUGAUGCACAAAAUCUUCCCAAGCUGACCUUCCUGGGAGAUUAACAGGUACAUCUCCUGCAGCCCAGUGAGAGGAACUGCAAACAGCAGCUGAGUUCACCCAUUACUUGAUGCUGCAGCUGACCCCUCAUCUUCGGAAAUACAAUUACACGGUGAAGAUGAUGGAGAGGAGGGAAUCAAGCUGGUGAGCCAAGCUCCCGAAGAGCUCUUCGCUGACAAAGUUUCUUGGCCAAGACACCAGAUGAAGACAGCGUGGCAUCUCCGAGGCCCCAUUGCAUCCUGGCCAUGCUUUUGUGUAAUAACCUGCCCUGGUGAGGAACUCCUGCUAACUUCUUGAUAAAGUUGGGAGUGCUUGAGCUUUGCACUGGAAGAUCUGUAGAACAAAUCAAACCACAAUAUUUUCUCUUGUGAGGGUGCUUGCGGGUGUUUCUGAGCUCCCAGCAGCACUCCUUCCUCCAACAAGCCCAGCCUGCGAGAGCCAGAAACACCCUGUGAGAGUCAGUUCCUCAGGACCAGGCUGCACAGAUGGAGUCACUUUAGAAAUACUUCACGGGUAAGACUAGCCCUGCACUGCAGCAGCAGUCUGCGUGGAUCCCUCCCUGGGGCUCAGGCAUGCCGGCUGCUGCGUGCCGAUGCUGGCUCUUGCACAGGAACAGCAGCUCUGCUUGGCCCCGCUGCAGAAGGAAGCCCCCACUCUCCAAACUGCAGGUCGUCUCCUUUAGUCGUGUGCAGAAUCCACCAAACCUAAUCCUAUGGAAGUAGUUCUGCUAGCUACCUCAAACAUCUUGUGGUGUGAGACCUGCCCAGAGGCAGAUGGGUACCUGGAACCUGGUAAGUGUCAAGAGCUGGGCCAGGUGUGGCUCCCGUGUUCCCCGAAUCACUUGAACCAUGCGUAUCCAUGGCCAGAGCCCUGCAUGCGUCAUGUGCACUGCUGGGAAGCACAGACUCUACAGAGAGAGGACACUGGUCCUGGUGGUGUCGCCGUGCAGACCAAAUGGAGCAGUUGUUGGGACUCUUGAAUUUAGUUUUCCAGUUGUGUUGUUUUGUUCUUUCCACUGAUGUAAUUAUUUGAUAUCACUAAGUCUCUAUCCCUCUCUGGGCAGGGAGCUUGGGAACAAGUUUGCUUAUCGCAUUUUUUAUUCCUGGUCACUCACAAGGUCUGAUGGGGCGGCUGCUGCGGGUGGUGCACUUUGGGUACUGAGGAAAUGCCUGUGCUGGGUCCUGGCUUAAUCCUCGGCACUGAGCGAGCAGUGCCUGGCCACCUCCCUGCCCUGCGGGAGGGGCAGCAGUGUCAUUGCUGCUCCUCCUUGGGGACAUGAAGAUCAUGCCACUGCUCCUCUGGGCCAGUUUCUCACUCGAUUUCUGUCCCCUGUGAUUGUGGUGUGGAGCGUGUGGGCACUGUAGCGUUAGCCAUGAGGGGGUGACUGGGGCAGACAGGUCAGCGCUGUCUCCCCAAAAGGAUGGUACUGGUAGGGUACAGGGACGGUUGAUGCCUUAUGGUUGUGCAGCGAUGGUGGCUCUGGCACGGCACAGCAGCGUGGGCUGUAGUGACCGAGCUGGUUUUCCCUGCCCCAGUAGGGUAGAUCCCAGAGACCCCUAGUUGAUCCCAGUGACGUGAGUUGGCUGGUGUGGCAGUAGUGCUGGUGGGCAGCACUCUAAGGGCAGUGUGGGGGGCGUGGAGGGGCCGGCCUCUCCCAGGCUGACUGCCCCAGCCGGGGCAUCUCUCCCAAAGCUGUUGUAACUGGGACUGGCCUUUCCUGUGAAAUCCCAGGCCCUGUUCUCAGGCUAUGGAAUCAAUAAAGUAUUUGUCUGUA